Messenger RNA from Mercenaria mercenaria, 986 nucleotides. RefSeq lists its product as uncharacterized. Lineage: Eukaryota; Metazoa; Mollusca; Bivalvia; Venerida; Veneridae. The coding region runs from base 240 to 749 and encodes 169 amino acids. The transcript is spliced from 4 exons. The record is from RefSeq and is a predicted model, not a curated record.
AAACCCUGAAGCAUGAGUGCAAUUACAGUUGCCUGCAAAAAACGUGUAUAUCAUUAAGAUAAAGUAGUUAUGAGACUAGACUAAAAUGUGUUCUAAAUGUAUCAUCUUUCAUUUAGGUUAUCAGAUAUUAUCAAAAUUGGGUAAAUAAACAUCAUAUGUCUCGGUAUCACAUGUAAAUGAUUUAGUACACAUUUGUUUAAAUAUGAUUCAAAUUAUGUGGAAUUAUUUUGAUACAUAAAAUGGAUAAAAGAAUACAUUAUUGCUUGGUGGUUUUAUUGGUCAUAGAUGGGCUAUUUCUGUGUAAUGGAGCAGACGACCUUUCCAAAGACACAGCAUUAACGGAACCGGCCGGCCUGAAUCUGCCUCACAGUAACCAACAUGCAAAUGUAAAUGGACAAGGCGCGGACAUUAAUUUGAAUGAUGAUGAAGUGAACAUAACUUCCCAAUCAGUAAAAUCAGAACCACCAGCAACACCCCCAGAACCACCAGCAACACCCCCAAAACCAGCAUCAGCAUCAGUGGGAAGUACAACAGUUACUUUUCCACCGCAACCAUCAGCGGCAACAGCUACAAUGAAACCAGGAGGAAAAGACGCGACGAAAAUAAUUAAUUUACUUUUUGCCAUCCUAUUGGUUGUAACAGCAAUUCUGAUGGCUAUUACAGGAUUUUGUAUGAUGGGUCUCCGGCGUCGGUAUGUAAUUGUCUCGCAACAGCCAAGAUACGAACAACUGAAGACAGUUCCUGCAUGAGUUACUUCAUACAAAAAAUGAUUUGAUUUUAAUAUACAUGUCUGGAAAUGCAAAAGCGAAUUAUGGUUCAAGCAAAUAUUUUUCUGUGGUCUUUUUUGUCAAAAUGUGUCGAAAGAAAUUUCGUUUAAAGAAAUGAGAAAGAUCUGUAAUGUUAGCUUACAUUAGGGUCAUUUGACAUUCAUGCUGCUGUAAAUGUGAUUCAAAUUGAUAAUAAAAUAUAACAGGUAAACGAAACAA